CACGUGGUUCAAUGCGAGAUUUUCGAGUUGACAACUGCUCCAUGCCGAUGGCGGUGGAAAGGAUGUGAUGCUGCACUGGAUGUACUGUACGUCUGGUUAUCACGGAGGAGAAUAUUCUAUGACAUUGAAGGAAUAUUUAGUGAGAAAGUGCCAAGAUGGCCGACUCUGAUGGAACAGGGAGCUGUGACGGAAACCAUCAUCCCAGUGAAGCUGAUAGUAUUAGUUUUGAGGAAAUCAACACCUUGAGACAAACUGAGGAAUUAGGGGGAGGCAUUUCUCCACUGUAUAACCCCUGGACUCAGUUCACUGGUAUGCCUACUCACAACAUUUCAGAGUCAGCUGGAACGUUUGCAUGGGAUGUUUUCACACCUUCCAGUACCUCUAAUUCCCCUUAUGGUGCCUCUAUAGGAGACCUGGAUAUUAGUAGUCACAGAAAUUUCCUGUCAAAUUGUCAAAAUUUACUAUCUGGUAUUGGAACUACCCCCCCUGUUGAAGUUCCAAUACAGGAGAGUUUUAGUCCACCGGAAACACUUAGCCCCAGCUUUCAAGAAAAUGCCAAAGAGGGAAAGGAAAAAUAUGCAGAAGCUGUAGCCAAUUGGAAAUCCUUGUAUGACCCUUUUGGAACCCCUGAACCACUGUCAAAAGAUCACAGUACUGGUACCAGUGUAGAAAACACCGAGAGACUACUAAAUGCUGGAACGACUAACAGCAAACCUACCUAUUCUGACAUUGCUAAAGCACUUAAAGCAAAGCCAAUGCAAAGUCCGUCUGGUAAAGACACAGAAGAGUCUGAUACAGUGAAGAAGAAAUUAGCUGAUCCAGUAAGUAAACCAUACAAACCACACGUUUUGAUCAGACGGCCACACACACAACGCCAGCAUUCCAAAAGUCUGUCUGGUCAUGGAGACGACAUGGAGUCCAAGGUUUCUCCCGAUUCCAAAUAUGGCCUUGACCAAUUUGAAGACUUAAACUCCAGUGAUGGUGGAGUCGACAAACACAAUGGUGUGAGUAUGGACAGUAUCCCGCUACUGACGAGGAAAGGAAGCACCAGCAGCAUGAGCAGUGGCACCAGUGGUAUAGAAGACAUCUCCUUGACAUCUGGUCGAACUGCCUGCAGUGUCAAACACGAAGAGAGUGUCAGCAAACUGAGAUCUCAGUCUGAUGCUUCGUCAGAAAGAGUAGUAAAUAAUACUAAAAGUUCCGCUUCAAAAUCCUUCUUUGAUGCUAGAAGGAUUUUUCAGACAAAAGAAAAAAGAGCACCAGAGACAUGUUCAGGAGCCUCCACCACAAUGCUCAACAAUGGGAAGCCUGCUAGUGGUACCAAAUCUUCAUCGUCGGCUCACAAAAAGUCAACAGAGUUCAUCAACAAUGACCUGAGAGACUCGACAAGAAAGAGGACUAAUCAAAAUGCACAAUCCAAAGACUCGGAAUGUAAAAAACAUGAAAACAUUGUGCAGAAUGGGAAGGCUGACAAAAAAUCUAGACACUCCAGUGCUCAUUAUACAGCAGAUUCCACAGGUCCUGGUCCUGCCACCAGGAACGGUAGAGGUGGUCGCAGACCCAUGUUUCUGGAGUCGACAUUUGACCAGGAAUACAUAGAUGAAUGGAUUAACUAUGUUUAUGACAAGGUGCGGUACCUUCUCUCCAUCCUCUGGUCCACUCUGGUCACAACACUGCUUCUUGUCUUUGGACUAAUCAUCUACCUAGUCAAUUUGAUUGUUCAUGUGGUUGGUAUUGCUUGGUCAAAGAUUUCUUACCUAGUGAAAACCUAUAUUUUGAAAAGAUAUUUUAAAGAUACCAAUUCCUGGCCACCAGGAAGUGGAACACGAAAAAUUGGACUGGAAGAAAGCAUACCUUUGCCCUCAACAGGUGAUGAAGCCAUGCAGAGGCUUUUAGCUUGUAAGGGGAAAGAUCCAUACAGUAUAUUAGGUCUACGCUCUGAUGCCUGUGAUGACGAUAUUAGAAAAUAUUAUAGAAAACAAGCUGUUCUUGUGCAUCCAGACAAGAAUAAGCAGCCAGGUGCAGAAGAGGCCUUUAAGAUUUUAGGACAUGCUUUUGAGUUAAUUGGUGAACCGGAAAAGCGCAAAAGUUACGAUUUUGAAGCUACAGAGGUUGAAGUGGUUUUAAAAGACCUGUUGACAAAAUUACAAGAGGCAGCUAACAUGAUGCGUUGUGACAACUGUGGAGGGAAACACAGGCGAACAUUAAUUGAUCGACCCUGGUAUAGUGCCCGUUUCUGUAAGAGAUGUAAUAUACGCCACUCGGCUAAGGAGGGUGAUGUUUGGGCAGAGACUUCCUAUUUAGGUUUCCUGUGGCAUUACUUUGCAUGCAUGGAAGGACAAAUUUAUGACAUUACAGAAUGGGUAGCAUGUAAGAAGGAUUUCUUUAAACAUAUGCAAGCCAGUGCCCAUCAUGUGUUCUAUAGGAUAGCAACGGAAGGCAGUCGUGGAAAUUCCAAUCAACAGAGAACAGGGGAAGCGGAUUUAGAAGAUUUCAUCAAUCAUUUAUUCCAUCAAGCCAUGCAUACAGACGGAAACGGUAACCAAUGGCAACAACCUCAGACCCCUCAGCCUCCUCCCUCACAGAACGGUCCGACCUGGAAUACUUCAACCACCACAGGAAAGAAGGGACGAAGAAGGAAGAAGAAGCAUUAGUAGCAUUGUCUAUACCCAUACAUAUUUAUAAUGUCUACCGGUGCUGGUGCUUGUCUGUUGACGAUCAGCUCUUCACAUCCAAAAACCUUAUAUGGCUGGUGUCUGUUUAAGCUCGAUACAUAGUUUAAGCUGUAUUAUGGUCAGACACAAUGUUUUACUGUUAAGUGGAAGUUUUUUAGUGGGUGUACAAUUUUUGCUUUUGACUUGCCUCCAAUUGUUUAUGAUGUGAACAUUUUUGCAUUGGUUAUGCUGCAAUAAAUAUUAUCUGAUUGAAGAUGUACAAAGUACAUAUCUUCCGUGCUGAUUUUGUUAUGGAUAUCGGCUUAAAGAAUUCACGGCACAAGAGUUUCCAUAUUUACAGUUUUAUGUACUAGGUAAAUACAAAAAUACUUGCCAGAACAUUAUCAUAGUAAAGGUUGUAUACUUAUAUUAAAAAUGUCAUUGUGAUAUUUUAUGGAUAUAUUAUGGGAGGAUUACUUUUGUUUUCUUCAUAGUAAGUAUUUUUUCAAAUCACCUUAUUUGUGAAAAUGAAGUGAAUUGAAUUAGGGCUAUUCCAAGAAAAACAUUUUAAAUGUGACGGGCAAUUGUUGGUGAUUUUCUCCAAAAUUGAAAAAAAUAAGACAAAGAGAAGCCUUAAGCAAGCAUGUAUUUAAUGCAAGUUGUUGGAUAUAUUUCAAUAGGAUCCAUGAUUCCUUUCUUUAGGUAUAUUAUCCUAUAUUAAAUUGAAUUUUUCAAACAUUUCAAUUUUUACCAUGUUGGUCAAGUGAACAGUGACACAGCAAUGAAAAGAAAAUGUAUUAUUACCCCUAAACUAUAAACAUUGCUACUUGUCUGUCAUAACCAUGGUAACGUUUUGAGUUGGAUAAGAGUGAAGAGCUGGUUUUGAUCAGACAGUGCUGAUACUUGUCCGCAAAGUUAAAUUUCAUCUCUACUUCAUAAUUGCUAUCGUCAGUCCUUCAUGUUGUAUUUUUACGGUGUGAUACUUGAUUAAUGAAAGGCCUUAAAAUUCAUGUUUCGCUGGUCCUAAUUUUACCCAUCAGUAGCGAUGAUUAAUUUUGAAUUCUGUUGUGUAAUGUGUGUACUGUGACAAUGCUUACUGUACGAGUGGACGGUGUAUUUUGCAGCCUUGUACAGUUACACUGUACGUACCUACAGUUCAUGAAAAAUGUAAUUCUGUGUUAAUACAGACAGAAUUUCGAACAUAGUUAUAUAGCAUUAAGGUAUUGAUUCACUUUAUUGAAAUUGAAAACUUCUGUAUUUGUAAUUCAAGACAAAUCUAUUUGAUGUAAAACAACACAUAGAUGCUGGAAACCGAUUACAUAUAAAUUAAACAGCACUAGCUCUUUGGUGACAGUGUUGGGUGCCGCCCAUAUCAGUCCAAACAUUUUAUUACCAAUAUUAUUACUUUCGUUUGUAAGUAAUUUAAGGCAAUGCAAUUAAAAAACAGACAAACAAAAACAAAAACACCAUAAUGGUGUCAACAGCAGACAAUAUAUGUAGUAUAAAGGCUAGUAGUAUGUCCCAGUACAGGAUCUGUUGCCUACUACAUGUAAUGUGUUCAAAUUAUCUGUCUCAAUAGUAAAUAAAUCAAUAAUGAUGGUGUCAAGUUUAUUUUAUCUUCAUAUGUAAAUUUCUUUUCCUCUACCUCACCCUACUGCCUAAUAAACAUGACUCGAAUCAGGUCGCGCUGUAAAGAAUGGAUUAUAUUUCUCCACAGCACUUAUUAUGAGUGAAGUAGAGGAGUCUUUUAGUAGCGGUCUCUCUAGUACUGGAGCCAAGUCAGAUGAGUUACUUAAAAACUGCAGGCCAGUUAAGAUGAUUGUAGAGUCGGUAACAUAAAUUACUAAACUACCAGAGCCAAGUCAGACGGCUCCCUGUAUUGUAUUUCAAUGGUAAGUUAGUAUAUUUACAUUUCUACUGAACUUGGACUCAAUAUACCUACUUAACAUUUGAAGCGUUAUUUUUCAAUGAACUUUUCAGUUGGCGUAUGAAUACAUCAGCAUAUUAUCAACCUGAUUACUCUGUUAUUCCGCGGAGCACGGAAAGGAGUUCCAUUCAUAGAUUGUUUUCAUUUUUUUUUUUUUUUUUUCAAAAAUAUUCAAUUGAAUUCAAAAACUAAGUGUCAUCUUAAUUUGCUUAUUCAUCUUACCAGGACGACGUCUCACAGUGAGAGAUGAUGUCAUAAGUUUUGAUACCUUCCGUGGUGUUAGACUUGCACAAGACCGGUAUUUUUGAAAUUAUCCGAACAAAUAUCAAUAUCGCUCUGAAUGUAAAUAUAAG
Messenger RNA from Mizuhopecten yessoensis (Yesso scallop), 4934 nucleotides. RefSeq lists its product as uncharacterized. NCBI's taxonomy places the organism in Eukaryota, Metazoa, Mollusca, Bivalvia, Pectinida, Pectinidae. The record is from RefSeq and is a predicted model, not a curated record. The transcript has 13 exons. Bases 156 to 2654 code for a protein of 832 amino acids. Gene Ontology annotation, molecular function: dopamine receptor binding.